Molecule: messenger RNA, 1898 nt
Organism: Emericellopsis atlantica
Lineage: Eukaryota; Fungi; Ascomycota; Sordariomycetes; Hypocreales; Bionectriaceae
Product: ATP-dependent RNA helicase eIF4A
Exons: 4
Coding region: 312-1502 (396 amino acids)
Molecular function (GO): ATP binding; RNA binding; RNA helicase activity
Source: RefSeq, a predicted model, not a curated record
GCAGGCCACUCGUCGAAAAAAUCCCAUACCUCAAGAGCGCCCCUCGACCCAAGUUUUCUCUCUCUCCUUCAACCUUCAAAGGGAAAAUCCUGAUCAUCCAAGAACAAAGAACCUCUUCCUAGAUUUCAGCCGGCCCUCGUAUUACUCGAGUGCCUUUGGAUCUAGUCGACUUUACUUUCUACUCGCAACCCGUUCGCAGCCCCCCGUUGGAGGAUUCUGCGACUUUUUUUUCCUCUUCACCAACCCCACGAUCUCUCAAGUCUAGGUCGAGCUGUGCUUGAUCUAGCCUUUAUAACCACCAAACCGCAAUCAUGGCUGACAAAGGUCUCGAGGAUGUCGCUGAGGGCCAGAUCGAGUCUAACUACGACGAGACUGUCGACUCCUUCGAUGACAUGAGCCUCAAGUCGGAGCUCCUCCGUGGUGUGUACGCCUACGGUUUCGAGCGUCCCUCUGCCAUCCAGCAGCGCGCUAUCAUGCCCGUCAUCAAGGGCCACGACGUCAUUGCCCAGGCCCAGUCCGGUACUGGCAAGACCGCCACCUUCUCCAUCUCCGUCCUCCAGAAGAUCGACCCCAGCGUCAAGGCCUGCCAGGCCAUGAUCCUUGCUCCCACCCGUGAGCUGGCCCAGCAGAUCCAGAAGGUCGUUGUCGCCAUUGGCGACUUCAUGAACAUUGAGUGCCACGCCUGCAUUGGCGGUACCAGCGUUCGCGAUGACAUGAAGGCCCUCCAGGACGGUCCUCAGGUCGUUGUCGGUACCCCCGGUCGUGUCCAGGACAUGAUCCAGCGCCGCUUCCUGCGCACCGACUCCAUGAAGAUGUUCGUCCUCGACGAGGCCGAUGAGAUGCUUUCUCGUGGUUUCACCGAGCAGAUCUACGACAUCUUCCAGCUGCUUCCCCAGUCCACCCAGGUCGUGCUCCUGUCCGCUACCAUGCCCCAGGACGUCCUUGAGGUCACCACCAAGUUCAUGCGCGACCCCGUCCGUAUUCUCGUCAAGAAGGAUGAGCUCACCCUUGAGGGUAUCAAGCAGUUCUACAUCGCCGUCGAGAAGGAGGAGUGGAAGCUCGACACUCUGUCCGACUUGUACGAGACCGUCACCAUCACCCAGGCUGUCAUCUUCUGCAACACCCGCCGCAAGGUCGACUGGCUCACCGACAAGCUCACUGCCCGUGACUUCACUGUCUCGGCCAUGCACGGUGACAUGGAGAUGGCUCAGCGUGACCUGAUCAUGAAGGAGUUCCGCUCCGGCUCCUCCCGUGUCCUGAUCGCCACUGACCUCCUGGCCCGUGGUAUCGAUGUCCAGCAGGUCUCCCUGGUCAUCAACUACGAUCUCCCCGCCAACCGUGAGAACUACAUCCACCGCAUCGGUCGUGGUGGCCGUUUCGGCCGAAAGGGUGUCGCCAUCAACUUCGUCACCGCCGACGAUGUCCGCAUGAUGCGCGAGAUCGAGCAGUUCUACAGCACCCAGAUUGAGGAAAUGCCCAUGAACGUGGCCGACCUCAUCUAAGUGUGGAGUCUGAAUACGACGUAUACGCCUGGGUCCUCCCGCUCAUCGAAGCCCUAUCUACUUGAAGCGACUCGACGACACAAGGACUGUUCAGGCACAAAACUUUUCAUUUGUCAGAAUUUUUACUGUCCAGUGAUGAUAGAACUUCGAUUCCGUUUUUAGAGGGCUAUUCCAGGCUGCCACAAAAAGGAAUGUGGUCUGGGGACGUCUCUGCCCGGGGAGAAAGCAAUGAAGAAUGGCACCGUGAUGAAGGCUCGGGAAGCCCUCAGCGCCUUAACGACAAAAAAAGGUGCAUCAGGGCCGCCAAAAAGUAAUGCAAUGACCUUUAUGCUGUUCCGCGGCUGUUUAUGUAUUUACGGGGUCCUUCUCACGAAAUGAAUCAAAAAUUUAAAAAUG